GUGUAGCUCCAGACCAAAAAUAUUUUGAAGUAUUUCUACAUUACCUCGCGAAUAGCCUCAUUAACACUUACGUGCUAAGUUGUUUGCUGAUAAAUGGAUAUCACAAGCAAACAAGAUGACUGCAGCGUCCUAUAAAUGUGAUAAUGGAGAGAAGAAUCUCACCAAAUGUUUCCCACCCCGGACAUUGCUCAGCCGGAGGAAAGAAGCGGCUGGACAUUUGCUUGAAUAUCACAGAACGACAGACGAGCAGAACCACAGGAAUGUGCGUAGAAGAAUAAAAGAGACUCCUGAAGAAUGUGGGAACAGCAGGCGGGCUGAGACUCCUCAUAACACAUUAGAUGGGAUUUUACUGCUCAAGUUACAUUGUGUUGGUAAUCCGUCUGAGCUGUGCUCCGUUGACAUCAGUGAGCAGAAACUGAACUCUGUCAAGCCAGAAGAGCUCAAGGUGUUUGACAAUGUAGUUCACAUUGAUGCAUCUAUUAACUCCCUUUCUUUAGGGUCUUUCAGCAGUUUUGUUUCUUUAAGGCAACUCAAUGUGUCAUUAAAUCGGAUCAGCAACAUGACGUUUCAAGCUGCUGACUUCCCUCAUCUCGAGGUUUUGGAUUUGUCCUACAACAGUUUGUCUGCAGAGGAUAUUGUUUCCUUGGGUCGGCUUCCACAUCUAAAACGCCUUCACCUGACUGGAAAUCAGCUUCAUCGUCUUCCUCCUAAUCUGGGUUCCUCCAACCAUGACCCGUCCCACCUGCCAGACACACAGUUUGGAGCUCUUGAGGUCCUGAUGCUGGACGAUAACAAACUGUCCUCUGGAGUCUUCAACAGUCUGGCAAACCUUAAGAGGCUGAAGUAUCUAAACCUGCAGGGGAACCAUAUUUCUGAAAUUACAUUUUCGCAAAUUGAGGGCUAUUCCAAGCCUUUUCAGACUUCUGUUGAAGAGCAAACAUACAAAGAGGGUUUUGGCCACACUGAGACAAAUCCUAAUGCUGCUGAAAGAUCCAGCUUCCCACUACCUGAGCUUCAGUUUAUCAAUUUAGCAAUCAACAAGAUUUCUGAGGAGGAAGCGCUGAUGGCGGUCGCUCUUUUCCCGAUGCUUCGAGAAAUUGACAUUCACUCCAACCCUCUGACCACACAGAGGAGCGGAGAUCCUCCCUUACUGACCUAUUACCUCAAAGCGAAACUGGGGAUUAGGAUCAAUCGCAAAAAGACCCAAGAGCCAUUGAAGCUCUCACUGAAGGUGUCCACUGACCCUAAAUGGAAGUUCAUAGAAAGACCCCCCAAAGUGUGGAAGAAGCCCCUGUUGAUGGAGGCACCCUGUCUCACCCAAACUCAUGUGGAGAAAAGUGAGUCGACUGCAGAGGAAACACCAGAAUCUGAGAGCGGGAAUUGCAGAGACGACACCUUCCAAGAAAGCACAGAGCACUUCUUUGUUACUCAGGCAACACAAGUUCCUGAAUUUGAGUGUGAUCUUCAAGCUGAUGAAAAAGAGAUUUCAGCGAACAAAGCCGAUACCAUUCCAGAAAGAUUCUACGAAAUGUUGAUGGACACAAAACCGAAUCCCGAUGUGGUGGAGCCUGUCGGAAUUCAAACAGCUGUUCGGAUGCUGGAACACAAACUGAAGAAUCUGAAUGUUUACAGAGACUCAAAACCAAAACUUGAUAGCAUCCAGAUGCCUUACAGCAAAAGAGAGAAAAGGAUUAAGGAACUUCCGCCAUUGAAGCCGAUAAAGCAGCCAACUGAAAGGGUGGAUAAACUGAUAAAGGAAAUUAAGGAGAGUACAACGAUCAGAGAAGUCCCCUUAAGCAGGGCCAUACACGGCACCGGUGUUAACAAGCAGGAGCAAAAGGAAGCUCUGUCGCUGCUGAGGGACAUUAAGACAAAGCACAAGAUGGUCCAUAAGGAAACAAUGGAACGAGCAGCCAGCAUAGAGUCCGAGAGAAACACCAACCAAAACGGAGCUGAACCCCCACCUGUACAGAUUCUCUAAUACAUAUUCAACCUCAGAUUAACUGUGAAUUAAUUUAUUCCUUUGAUAACAUUUCCUUGAUGUUGACAUCACAACUGGUGUGAAUGGAAUGGGUGAGAAAACCAACCUUGUGUGAAAUUGUAAGUGCUUUCAUAUCGCUUUGCCUUUAUUAAGAUUGAUGGCUCAUAGCAAAGAUGAAACUGAGAAGCAAGGUAGAACUAAAUAUUUUCUAAGUCUGAUAUAAACAGUUUCCUGUCUUGUGUUUAGACUUAAAAAGGACAUGUUAUGCUCAUUUCCAGGUUCAUAUUUGUAUUUUGUUCCUCUACUCCUGUGACAUGUUGACAUGCUUUAAUGUUCAAAAAGCUAUUUAUUGGUCUAGCCUUUGCAGACCAAGUACAUGCACAAAAACCUUUACAACAGGAAAGGAGAACCCCAAAAAGCAUAAUGGGGCCUCUUUAAGUGGGAAAAAAGGUUUUGAAGGAAAAUGUAAUGUUUCAUCUGUGAAACAGAUUGGGGAGAAAUGUGCCUUUAAUGUGCCGUUUCAUUUACUUAACUUAUUAACACACGUAACAGCCAAAAGUAGAUUUUCUUCAGCUGUUUACACAUUAAAGUUACUCAGAAGAGCCAUUCCUCCUGCUCUUAUGUCAUAAACCACGAAUAGAAAACUAUUUAGAGAAAAUCCUGAUACAGUUUUUCUCUAAAAACUAUUUUAAAGAGAAAAUGUAUCAGGAGACUAUUUAUUUUGACUUGCCUUCCAGGAAAUACUGUAAUACUUAAUACUGUAGGCAAAAGUUCAUUUUAAACAACAAACCUAUUGUCUAUAGCUAGCAAGGGAUCCUUAUAUAGAAUCCUUUUGUUGGAUCUGGCUAUUUAGUUGUUUGUAAUCUAAGCAGACCCCUUCAGUUCAAUAUCUUUCAAUAUCAAAUCUCUUAUUAACCCUAUGGUUGAAAGGUCAUGUGUGACAUCUCCUGCAGGCUUACAAUAAAAACGUCAUUUAUUUCUGGUCAUGUUCUGUUCGUUCCCCUUGUGACUUCAGCCUCCUCUUACAUAUGAUUUAAA
Messenger RNA from Gymnodraco acuticeps, 3019 nucleotides. RefSeq names its product X-ray radiation resistance associated 1 (gene xrra1). The transcript is spliced from 16 exons. The record is from RefSeq and is a predicted model, not a curated record. Bases 116 to 1981 code for a protein of 621 amino acids. Gene Ontology annotation, cellular component: nucleus. Gene Ontology annotation, molecular function: protein binding. NCBI's taxonomy places the organism in Eukaryota, Metazoa, Chordata, Actinopteri, Perciformes, Bathydraconidae.